Messenger RNA from Mesorhabditis belari, 2313 nucleotides. The record is from the annotation of a GenBank genome assembly. Lineage: Eukaryota; Metazoa; Nematoda; Chromadorea; Rhabditida; Rhabditidae.
AUGAAGGGAAAGCUGAAGAAAGUUGGAAACAAGGAGAAAUCGUCAACGUCAACAAAGAAAAGCGCUGAAAAUUCAAAGAAAUCCAGAGAGAUUGUAAAGAAGAAAAAGAUUGCGACGAAAAUGAAAGAGAAAUUGGAUGAAGAGAUGCAUUCGUUGAAAAAGAUCAAAAUCGAAAACGAUGACGAUUUGGAAGAAGCCGGUUUAAUCACAAAGCCUCCAGCGGAAAAUCUAGAUAUUGUGAUUGAAGCUUUUGAGAAAGUCAAGCAAGAAUAUGGAGAGAUUCAGAAAAUUGAUGGAUUUCGAUCUUGGAAUAAAGCGAUGAGCUCAGCGCAAAAGAGUGCGCUGAAUCGAGUGAAUCGCUUGUAUGAGACGGCAAAAGACGUUCCGGAGUGUUGCUUUUCGAUGGCAAGCUAUUCAAAGCUUCAGAUUGAUGAUAAACAAAAGCAGAAAGUCGUCGUUUUGCCUAAAGUUGAGUCGUUGGCGAGGAAAAUGAUGUGGACACACACCGAGGGGAAUAUACCGGGUGAAAACGAGCUCCACCUCACUCACAUUCCAUUCAUUGGGGACACGGAUGAAGAGCUAGACUUUGGACGAUACUUGUUACCGUUUUUUCCAGAGGGUAUUCAUGGGGUUCGUCAUGGUCUUGGCGAUUAUAUCAACGAUUGGAUGUUGAAUGAAUUGUAUCAAAGUUUAAAGAAAAGAUUUGACAAAGAAGAUGAUCUCUUUGAAGCGAUCUACUACUUGUUUCCGAAUAAAUUGUCCCCAACUCAGCUGAAAGAACAAGUACCCGAUAUUGAGGCUAGGUUGAAUGGGAUUCUUUCGCCGAAAAAGAAACGAAGUAAUGAGGAACGAAUCGAUGCUUAUUAUGAAACGAUGAAAUUCCUUCUCUGCUCCCGGUGCUCUCAAUUCGAUUGCAAGAAGCAUGAUCCAGCUGCCGAUUGGACGGUGGAUCGAGCAUUUCAAGAGAAAUUUAAUGAAAAUCUCUUCAAAAAGCCGUGCAGCAAGGAUUGUUUUAAAGGCACAACGCAACCUCCAAAGAAGAGGUUCACACCUGGAGAGUCAUUAUCAAAAUAUGUUCGAGAAAGAGCUAUGGAUCUUGGUGGAGCUGAGAAAUCUUGUCUCAUUACUCAAAUCGUCUCUACUGUUGCUAUUCCCUAUGGACAUCAAGGAUUAUUGCCAAGUUGUAGCCAAGUCCACGAUUUUCUCUUGCGAAACAACGUGCCGGAAGUUCAAACGAUUGAGACAAAGGCACGGACGAUGAAACAAAUCGAAGAAGCUAUCAACAAAUUCCGCAACACUCGCUAUCGUUUAAAGAUGAAAGUCGAGCACAAGCACCGGAUUUCGCCGUGUGAUCACCCGGGUCAGCCUUGUGAGGUUGACAAAUGUCUUUGUCUUCGCGACGAGGGAGUUUGUACAAAGUAUUGCAAGUGCGACGAAUGCCCGCACAAAUUCCCGGGUUGUUUAUGUAAAGGCUCUUGUCAAACGCUGGCUUGUCAUUGCUUUAAAGCGAAUAUUGAAUGUGACCCAGACACUUGCCUCAAUUGUGGAGUGGAUCCUUCAUGCAGUCACAAUGGACAUAGCUGUAACAAUAUCCAAUUGACAAGGAGUUUCCGGAAAAGAACCGAGAUCAAGCUCUCAUCAAUUCCACAAGCCGGUUUUGGGUUGUUCUUGUUAGAGGCAGCGAAGAAAGAUGAGUUGAUCAGUGAAUACACAGGAGAGAUCAUUGAAACUGACGAAAGCGAUCGACGAGGAAAAAUCUACGAUCGAAUCCAUUUAUCCUAUCAAUUUGGAAUGAAUGAAGAAGAAACGUGUGACGCUUUUCGCAUUGGAAAUCCGAUUCGUUUCGCAAAUCAUUUAAAGAAUCCAAACUGCAAGACAAAGAUUGUGUUGGUGAACGCCGAGCAUCGAAUCGGUAUCUAUGCUGGAAGAGAUCUACAAGCUGGUGAAGAGCUCUUCUUUGAUUAUGCUUACAAUGAGUUGGAAGGACGCAAAUUUGUGGACAAGAAGAAUGUAUCCGGUAAUGGGAAGAACAAGCAACAACAACAACAACAACAGCAACAGGAACAGCAACAACAACAGCAACAGGAACAGCAACAACAACAGCAACAACAACAGCAGCAACAGCAGCAGCAGCAGCAGCAGCAACAACAGCAGCAACAACAACAACAACAACAGCAACAACAACAGCAACAGGAACAGCAACAACAACAGCAACAGGAACAGCAACAACAACAGCAACAACAACAGCAGCAACAGCAGCAGCAGCAGCAGCAGCAACAACAACAACAACAACAGGAACAGCAGCAGCAACAG